AUGUCGAGCCCUCUCGACACCGACGCCGGCUCCGAGUUAUUCAGCACGUACGAAGCCGAGCUCAAACUCGUACAGGCAGAUGUGAAUCAAAAGCUGGACCAGAUCCCCGAACUGGCGGGCGAAGAGAAGAAAGCAGCCAUCCGCGGAGCGGAACGAGCCAUCGACGAGGCGAAAGAGCUGCUCGACCAGAUGAACCUCGAGAAAUCCAACAUUCCCACUUCGCAACGCUCCAAGGUCAACUCGCGCUUCCGCAACCACCAAUCCGACGUUGACGCGCUCUCACGAAAACUGAAAUCCAUGGCCGACAGCGACCGCAAACAGCUCUUCGGCGACCGCUACACCGAUGACCCGGAAUCCGGACCGAGGGAUUUGCAGUUAGAACAGCGCCAGCAGUUGCUCUCGGGCACGGAACGCCUAGGACGCAGCUCCGACCGGCUUAGAGAAUCACAGAGGAUAGCGCUCGAGACGGAACAGAUCGGUGCGAGUACGUUGGCGGAUCUACACCAACAGCGGAAUGUCAUUGAGAACACACAUCGGAAUCUGCUGCAGAGCGAGGGUUACGUGGACCGAAGUGUCAAGACGCUGAGGGGAAUGGCCAGAAGGAUGGCCACGAAUCGAAUCAUCACGAUCGCCAUCAUCACGGUGCUGGUGCUUCUUAUCAUCGGCGUUAUUUACAGCAAGUUCAGAUGA
Cladophialophora yegresii CBS 114405 is the source of this 690-nucleotide messenger RNA. RefSeq names its product vesicle transport through interaction with t-SNAREs 1. Gene Ontology annotation, cellular component: late endosome membrane; ER to Golgi transport vesicle membrane; endoplasmic reticulum membrane. Gene Ontology annotation, molecular function: SNARE binding; SNAP receptor activity. Gene Ontology annotation, biological process: macroautophagy; Golgi to vacuole transport; intra-Golgi vesicle-mediated transport. Bases 1 to 690 code for a protein of 229 amino acids. Lineage: Eukaryota; Fungi; Ascomycota; Eurotiomycetes; Chaetothyriales; Herpotrichiellaceae. The transcript is spliced from 3 exons. The record is from RefSeq and is a predicted model, not a curated record.